This is a messenger RNA of Pocillopora meandrina, 592 nucleotides long. The record is from the annotation of a GenBank genome assembly. NCBI's taxonomy places the organism in Eukaryota, Metazoa, Cnidaria, Anthozoa, Scleractinia, Pocilloporidae.
GUUUUAGAAUGCCAAAAUGGGCCAGACAGAAAUAAGGCACUCAAAAGGAAGGAGGCUCAAAAGAGACUACAAAAAGAUGUAAGCAUGCAUAAUAAUUAACUAAAUAAGAAUGUAAACAAGAUGAUAUUAUUACUUAAGGACUCCCAAAGAGGAUAUCAUAUAUAGGACAUUACAUAGUUAUUGAUUUACCUUCACCUAUUUGCUCUUAAGCUAACAAGGUGGUAAGUCCCAACUGAUUUUUCUAAGCAAGUUGGUGAGCACUCACCUCUCCCUCAGGGCUAAUAGCAUGCAAUAAUGUUUUCUUUUUUACCACUUGCAAGUAAAAGGACAUAUCACAUUUUAUUUGUUAAAAUAAGCAAAGUUGCAAAAAAGGACCACUGUGACUGCAGUUUACAAGGUAGGAAUCAAGUACUAUUUUAAAGGAUACUUUUCAUUACUUCUAAGUUUAUUGAUAACUUGACUAUUCCCAUACGACUGCUCUAUCUAACAAUCCAAUAAAUUUAUUUGGUUUCAGAAGGAGAAUGCUGAUCACUGCUAUAACAACACCAAACAGCGCUUUAUAGUACAGGAUACGAAGAAAUGUGACUGUCCA